This is a messenger RNA of Dendrobium catenatum, 1329 nucleotides long. Its product is annotated as zinc finger RNA-binding protein-like. NCBI's taxonomy places the organism in Eukaryota, Viridiplantae, Streptophyta, Magnoliopsida, Asparagales, Orchidaceae. Gene Ontology annotation, molecular function: zinc ion binding; nucleic acid binding. The coding region runs from base 47 to 1090 and encodes 347 amino acids. The transcript has 3 exons. The record is from RefSeq and is a predicted model, not a curated record.
UUUUCUGAACGCGACCACUCCCCAACCCCACUCAGCAUUACAUCCGAUGGAUUACGGUCAAAUGUGGUCGCAGCCUCAAAAGACGCCGCCGGUGUAUGACCCACUAACCGCCGGCAACAACAUCCGUCCAUUAGCUCCGCCGUCUUCCCAAUGGGAUUACGCCGGCGCUCUCGACCACCACCAACAACCGAUCUCCUACUCCCCCAAUCCCACAUCUAAUUACUAUGACUAUAUGUACAGCUCGAUCCAAUCGCCCGUCAAAGUAGAGGAACUCACGCCCCAUAGCGCUGGCUACGCCGACCAACUCGCUGCCGCUGCGUGGUACCCGCUCGACGGUGCAGCAACGUCCGCCGACCCGUCAUACCCUUAUACCGGCGAGGGAUUCUCCACUGCGGAAGUGGGGGGUGCAAUCGAUGGGGUUUACUAUGGUGGAGGAGAAGAUCCAAAGGCGAUUGCUGCGAAGGACGCGAUUCGGCAGUACGGAAUGCAUCCUUUCGGCUACGCUUCGGUGCACUCAACAAAGAUGAGAAGGUGUUUAAGAGUUAACUCGAAGAGGUUCUUCUACUUCAACCAUAUGAAUGAUUUGAAGAAGCGCAAAAACCCAGGGAAACCACCAAAAUCUAGAAAAAUAAAGAAAAAGAACUUGAAGAAGGCCACAAAAGUUGUGCAAUCAGCAUAUUGUGAGGUCUGCAAAGUAGAUUGCAAUAGCCAAGACGUUUUGAAUUCUCACAACGAGGGUAAAAAACACAAGAAAAAGCUAAAGCAGCUGCAAGAUAGCAUCACACGCGAGGCUGCAAAAGCUCAGUCAAUUGAGCCUGCCGGGACAGGGGAGAGCACAUCUGAUGAAAAUGAAAAACUUGACACCAACAAAAAGAGGGCCGCCGAGCCCGCCGCCGUUCCGGACGGCGAAGUUGAUCUAGAGACAAAAAGAAGUAGAAUUCUUGAAGCAGGAGCAUAUGCUGAUGAUGUUAGGGUUUGCACUCUCUGCAAUGUUGUGGUGAACAGUCAGAAAGUUUAUGAAUAUCAUCUUGAUGGACUGAAACAUGCAGCAAUGGUGGAAAAACUUCAGAAAGCUGAGUUCAGCUGGUGAAUUUCUCUCCAUUUCUCUCAGUUUGGGGCUUGCAAUCUCAACAGUCUUUCUCUUUUCCCUUAAUGGAUGUAAAUAGUUUGGCAUGUAUAGUAUACAUGCAUCUUCAUUGAAACAUUUUUAUGGUAGUUGAGGAAUUUGAGCUGUAAUUUUCUUCAUUGUAAUAUUUAUGGUACUUAAAUUUUGUUCUCGAUUUACUCAAUGAAGCCUUUAUGAAAGUAGGGAGUGAAAUUUUGAGCAAA